AUGCCGAAGCCACGAAGAACUGUUGCAAGAGAGGAAAAUGUUUUAAUCGUCGACGAGAAAAGCUACAAUCAGAAAGAACAGAAAGAGAAUCACGACAGAGAUUUGCCAAAGCUAACCGAUGAGCAGAAGAAAGUGUAUGACGAGAUUGUUGGUGCUGUUUUAGAGAGAACUGGAGGUGUGUUUUUUCUAUUUGGAUUCGGUGGAACAGGAAAAACUUUUCUAUGGAAAAUAUUGUCAUCGGCAAUAAGAUGUCGGGGAGAGAUAGUUCUCAACGUUGCUUCAAGCGGUAUAGCAAGUCUUUUGUUACAGGGAGGGAGAACGGCUCAUUCCAGGUUUGGAAUACCAAUAAAUCCUCAUGAAACAUCAACAUGCAACAUGGAAAAAGGUGGAGAUCUCGCAAAUCUGGUGAAAGAAGCUUCUCUGAUUAUAUGGGAUGAAGCUCCGAUGAUGCAUAAGCAUUGUUUUGUGUCUUUGGAUCGCUCACUGUCUCAUAUUGUUGGUAAUGAAGAUGGGAAACCUUUUGGUGAAAAGGUUGUCUUUGGAGAUGAUUUUCGACAGGUUCUUCCUGUGAUUCAUGGAGCCGGUAGAGCAGAGGUUGUAUGCUCUGCUCUGAACUCAUCUUAUCUCUGGAAGCACUGCAAGAUAGAAGAACCUAACGAUGGAGAAGCUGAAAUAAAUAUUCCGGAAGAGUUUUUAAUAACUGAUGCAGAGGAACCUAUCGAAGCCAUAAGCAGAGAAAUAUAUGGAGAUGCUUCUGAUCUACAGGACAAUACAGAUCCCUUAUUUUUCCAAGGCAGAGCUAUUCUCUGUCCCACUAACGAAGAUGUCAACAUGAUCAAUGAAUACAUGCUCGAUAAGCUGAAUGGGGAGGAGAGAAUCUAUCUAAGCUCUGAUACAAUAGAUCCUUGUGACACAGCCGCUAUUAACGACGAGGCUCUAAGCACGGAAUUCCUAAACAGCAUAAGAGUAGCUGGUUUACCUAAUCACGCUUUGCGACUGAAGGUUGGCUGUCCAGUUAUGUUGCUCAGAAAUAUUGAUCCCAUAGGAGGUCUAAUGAACGGAACGAGAUUGCAGAUAACUCAAUUAGCUGAUUUUAUGGUUGAAGCUAAAGUUAUAACAGGAGAUAAGGUCGGUGUGAAGGUUAUUAUUCCUAGGCUUUUGAUUACUCCAUCGGACACCCUACUUCCUUUCAAGAUGAGGAGAAGACAACUUCCUUUAGCUGUUGCAUUCGCAAUAACCAUCAACAAGAGCCAGGGUCAGUCUUUAUCACAGGUUGGGAUAUUCUUGCCAAGGCCUGUUUUCUCUCAUGGACAGCUUUACGUCGCAAUUUCCAGGGUAACCUCCAAGAAGGGAUUGAAGAUCUUGAUCGUCGACAGCGAAGGGAAGCCGCAGAGGAGAACAACCAAUGUUGUUUUCAAAGAGGGUUGUGGAGCUAUCUCCUCAGAGGACGAUUGGAUCAUAAGAGUGAAGGUCUUGAAGAAAUGGACCGAGAUGAUAGAUGGUGGUGGAGAAAUAUUGCGUUUUCAGUUAGUUGAUGAACAUGAUGGAAAAAUACCUGCUAAAGUUAGUGAUGAGGAUGGCCUAUAUGACCAUUUCGACAUGAAUGUGCACGAGGGCCACUGGAAACUAAUCUCCGGAUUCGUCGUCGAGCUAACACCACCUGAGGAACUUUUCUCCGAGAAUCAACAUACAAUCGUCUUCACCGACAAUACACCUGCAUGCAGCAAGUGGUAUUCAUCAAGAGCACUAUAUGAAUUUCAAGGACUACACAGACAUAAAGAAUUGGGUGUACAACUCUCAUCAUCCUCUUGGUAA
Molecule: messenger RNA, 1815 nt
Organism: Microthlaspi erraticum
Lineage: Eukaryota; Viridiplantae; Streptophyta; Magnoliopsida; Brassicales; Brassicaceae
Source: the annotation of a GenBank genome assembly